Eimeria mitis is the source of this 681-nucleotide messenger RNA. RefSeq lists its product as uncharacterized. The record is from RefSeq and is a predicted model, not a curated record. Bases 1 to 681 code for a protein of 226 amino acids. The transcript has a single exon. Lineage: Eukaryota; Apicomplexa; Conoidasida; Eucoccidiorida; Eimeriidae.
AUGCAGCAGGAAAAGAAGAAGGAGACAAAAACGGAGACCAACAAAGAGGGACAUUUAUAUCGCUUACACAACAACGCAACCAAUACAAACUUAUAUCAGGUCCUCGUGCUGCUGCUGCUGCUGCUGCUGAUGAUGAUGAUGGUGGUGCUGCUGAUGCUGCUGCUGAUGAUGAUGCUGAUGCUGAUGAUGGUGAUGGUGAUGAUGGUGCUGAUGCUGCUGCGGCUGUUCCUCCUGCUGCUGCUGAUGAUGAUGGUGCUGAUGCUGCUGUGGCUGCUGCUGCUGAUGAUGAUGAUGAAGAUGAUGGUGUUGCUGCUGCUGCUGCUGGUGCUGCGGGAGUUUGCCUCGGCUGCAAGAACAUCACAGGAGGCCUCGCGGGGUAUUGCUGCUGCUGCUGCUGCUGCUGCUGCUGCGAUGGCAGCAGCAGUUGAAGCAGCGCGGAGGCCUCUGGGCUAUCUGCUGGCAACCUCGCCAGCCAUAGGUUCCCCCCGUCUCCUGGGCCCCCCCCUUCUCUUGGGGGCCCCGCUUCUCCUGGGGGCCCCCCUUCUCCGGGGGGGCCCUCAUCUGUCUGGGUACCUCUCUGAACCCCCGGGGGGCCCUGAAAGGGUUGCUGUUCCUGUGGCUGUGUCGGGGGCCCCCACGGGGGACCCGCUUGGAGGCCCCCCAUGGGGGCCCCCCUACUGA